AUGGAGUUGACAUUUGAACCAUUGAAGAACGACCUGCUCCUGCGGGCAGCAAGGGGCGAGACGGUCGAACGCCCGCCAUGCUGGAUCAUGCGGCAAGCCGGCCGCUACCUCCCCGAGUACCACGAGGCUAAGGGGAACCGCGACUUCUUUGCCUGCUGCCGUGACCCCGAGGUUGCCAGUACCCUGACACUGCAGCCGAUCGAGCGCUUUGCCGGCCUCCUCGACGCCGCCAUCAUAUUCUCCGACAUCCUCGUCGUGCCCCAGGCCCUCGGCAUGACGGUCGAGAUGGUGGACAAGAAGGGCCCUCACUUCCCCGACCCGCUCAGCGCCCCCGACGACGGACAGUACGAAAAGGUUCUAUCCAAGUCCGUUGAUGUCGCCGCCGAGCUCGACUACGUCUACAAGGCCAUCACCCUCACCCGCAAGAAACUCGCCGGUCGCGUGCCACUCAUCGGCUUCUGCGGCGCCCCCUGGACCCUCUUCUGCUACAUGGUCGAGGGCGGCGGCACCAAGCUCUUCAUGCAGAGCAAGAGGUGGAUCUACCGCCACCCCGAGGAGUCCAAGAAGCUACUGCAGAAGAUCGCCGAGGUCUGCGUCGAGUACCUCGCCCUGCAGGUCAAGGCCGGCGCCCAGCUCGUCAUGGUCUUCGACUCGUGGGCCGGCGAGCUCGGCCCCGAGGCCUUCAAGGAGUUCAGCGAGCCCUACCUGGCCUACAUCUCGGCCAACCUGCCCAAGAAGCUCGCCGAGAUGAACCUCGAGUGCGUGCCCAUGACGGUGUUCCCCAAGGGCGCCUGGCACGCCCUCGACUCCGUCAUCGACAUUGGCUACGACGUCGUCGGCCUCGACUGGCUCCAGGACCCCGCCGACGCCGUCAAGAUCCGCGGCGACAGGCGCAUCACCUUCCAGGGUAACGCCGACCCGGGCGUGCUGUACGGCACCCACGAGGCCAUGACCAAGGCUGUUGAGGUGAUGGUGAAGGGCUUCGGCGGUGGCAAGAAGGGCUGGAUUGCCAACCUCGGCCACGGCAUCACCCCCGGUGUCAACCCCGAGGACCUCAGGUUCUACCUGUCGGAGAUCCACCGCUUGGCGGGCAACUAA
This is a messenger RNA of Colletotrichum destructivum, 1098 nucleotides long. RefSeq names its product Putative uroporphyrinogen decarboxylase (URO-D), uroporphyrinogen decarboxylase HemE. Gene Ontology annotation, cellular component: cytosol. The record is from RefSeq and is a predicted model, not a curated record. The transcript is spliced from 4 exons. NCBI's taxonomy places the organism in Eukaryota, Fungi, Ascomycota, Sordariomycetes, Glomerellales, Glomerellaceae. Bases 1 to 1098 code for a protein of 365 amino acids. Gene Ontology annotation, biological process: heme biosynthetic process. Gene Ontology annotation, molecular function: uroporphyrinogen decarboxylase activity.